Medioppia subpectinata is the source of this 816-nucleotide messenger RNA. The record is from the annotation of a GenBank genome assembly. Lineage: Eukaryota; Metazoa; Arthropoda; Arachnida; Sarcoptiformes; Oppiidae.
CAAAAACUUCAAAUGUCUGUUACAAACACAACACUGAUUAGACAUCCCGACAGUGAAAUCGAUUUUCAAAUCGAUGAAUCCGUUCGAGAAAAGCAUGUAUUCAUAAUUCAGACCAAGAAUUGCUGUAUAAAUGAUAAUAUAAUGGAGCUCUUGAUUAUGACAAACGCCUGCAAAUUGGCCUCUUCUUCGCGAAUAAGCGCCGUUUGGACUUAUUUUCCGUAUUCACGUCAAGACAAGAAGAAGAGGUCGCGGACUGCCAUCGCAUGCAAACUGUUGGCUAAUAUGAUGGAAGUGUCCGGAAUUAAUAAUGUCAUUACAAUGGAUCUGCAUUCGCCACAAAUCGCAGGCUUUUUUAAUAUAACUGUCAAUAAUCUAUUGUCUGCGCCAUUGAUUAUUAAAUACAUAAAGGAAUCGAUCCCUAACUGGAAGAAUGCAGUGAUCGUCUCUCCAGACGCCGGCGGAACCAAAAGAGCCAUUUAUAUAGCAAACAAAUUGGGAUUAAAAUUCUCUCUCAUUCACAAACAUAAGGGUCCGGACAAUAAGAUUGAUUCCAUGGCAUUAGUGGGUGAUGUGAGGGGACAGAUGACAAUCAUUAUCGACGAUAUGGCCGACUCCGGCGAAACACUUGUAAGGGCGACACAGAAGCUGAAGGAAUUGAAUGCAAGCAAAGUGUAUGCAAUGGUAACGCAUGGAGUGUUGAGUGGAAUGGGAUGCGAGAGAAUCAAUGUCUCACAAUUGGAGAGACUUGUGGUGACCAAUACAUUACCACAAGAGGUGAAUAAAAAGCGGUGCAUAAAACUGGAUGUGAUUGAUGUG